This is a messenger RNA of Acanthopagrus latus (yellowfin seabream), 1276 nucleotides long. RefSeq names its product interferon-induced protein 44-like. The transcript has 8 exons. The record is from RefSeq and is a predicted model, not a curated record. Lineage: Eukaryota; Metazoa; Chordata; Actinopteri; Spariformes; Sparidae. The coding region runs from base 71 to 904 and encodes 277 amino acids.
CAAGCCUAUAAAUACCUUUCCAUCCUCUCAACCUGCAGAGUCAUUCCGUAGGAACCACAUACGAAAAGCUAUGGGAGGAGGCCCUUCAACACUUUUGGAUAAACCAUGGAAGGCUUUGCCAAAGAACAACCAGGAAAGUCUUCAUUUUAUGAAAUGGUACAAACCUCGAAACAAAGAAGCCAGUCAUCUCAGAAUUCUGCUUCAUGGGCCCGUUGGUGCUGGCAAGUCCAGCUUCAUCAACUCUGUUGACAGUGUUUUACAAAGCAGAGUUACCGGUCGAGCUCUGACAGAUGCAACAUCUGGGGGCAGCUUCACCAAAGAAUACAAAACGUACAAAAUCUCCAACGGUCCAGAUACAUUUUACUCUUUCGUUUUUAAUGACAUCAUGGGCUUGGAGCAAAAAGCCAACAAUGGAGUUCAUGUGGAAGACAUCAAACUGGCUCUGAGGGGACAUGUGAGAGACGGUUACAAGUUCAAUUCUCACCCCCUGACGGAGGGUGAUCCAUCUUACAACCCAUCUCCCAAACUGGAUGACAGAGUUCACAUCCUGGUUUCUGUCAUUCCUGCUGACUCAGUAUCUUUGAUAAGUGAUGAAGUCAUAAAGAAGAUGAGAGAAGUCAGACUAGCAGCCAGUGCUAUGGGGAUUCCCCAAGUGGCUAUUCUCACCAAAGUUGAUAAAGCCUGUGCUGAGGCGAAACAAGACAUCAGAAAUGUCUAUAAGAGCAGGUACCUGGAUGAACAGGUCAACACGUUCAGUGAGUUGCUGGGACUUCAAGCGAACUGCAUCUUUCUUGUGAAGAACUACGCAAAAGAAAACGACACACAGGAUGACACUGAUGCGCUGAUAUUGUGUGCACUGAGACAGAUGAUCAACUACGGAGAAGACUUCCUCAACGACUUGUAGACCUACAACCUGCUGAGGCAAAAAAUGCUUUAAUAUGCAUGAAAACUAUUCAUCUGUCUAAUCUUGGAUGUGCAAAAAGAAGGCUUGUAUGUGUUCAAGAUUCAAUAAAUAACCCUCUACAACUUUUAUGUUAUUUCAUGCUGCCUUUUCACAAUAUGAUUUUGGUUUUUUGCAGGUAUAGGUGCGUCAACAUGGUUAUAUAUGAAAAUCUAAUAAAAAUCCCCAUAUGAUGUUUUUAAUUCCAUUACUCACUAUUUUAUUACUUCAUAUACUGGAAAGCCAGAUGGUCAAAGAAUGGGUGGUAAUUAAACAAUUAUUUUAGCCAACAAAUGUGUUUGAGGAAGGAAUGAAUAAAUGUUUUUUUGUCCUGAA